Molecule: messenger RNA, 1347 nt
Organism: Theileria annulata
Lineage: Eukaryota; Apicomplexa; Aconoidasida; Piroplasmida; Theileriidae
Product: elongation factor 1 alpha, putative
Exons: 1
Coding region: 1-1347 (448 amino acids)
Biological process (GO): translation; translational elongation
Molecular function (GO): translation elongation factor activity; GTP binding; GTPase activity
Source: RefSeq, a predicted model, not a curated record
AUGGGUAAGGAAAAGACUCACAUUAACUUGGUUGUAAUCGGCCACGUCGAUAGCGGAAAGUCCACAACGACAGGCCACCUGAUCUACAAACUCGGUGGUAUCGACAAGAGAACUAUCGAGAAAUUCGAGAAGGAAUCAGCUGACAUGGGAAAAGGAAGUUUCAAAUAUGCCUGGGUUCUGGAUAAACUCAAAAAUGAAAGGGAAAGAGGUAUUACGAUCGAUAUAACAUUGUGGAAAUUCGAAACAGGAAAAUACUACUAUACCGUUAUAGACGCACCAGGACACCGUGACUUCAUCAAAAAUAUGAUCACAGGUACCUCCCAAGCAGAUGUGGCAAUGUUGGUCGUCCCAGCAGAAAGUGGUGGAUUUGAAGCAGCCUUCUCAAAAGAAGGACAAACCAGAGAACAUGCCUUGUUGGCGUUCACUCUUGGUGUAAAGCAGAUGAUUUGCGCUAUCAACAAGAUGGACAAGUGUGAUUAUAAGGAAGACCGUUACAACGAAAUCCAGAAGGAAGUCUGUGGAUACCUCAAAAAGAUUGGUUACAAUGUAGAAAAGGUUCCAUUCGUUCCAAUCUCAGGUUUCCUAGGUGACAACAUGAUUGACAAGUCAGACAAGAUGCCCUGGUAUAAGGGCAAAAUUCUAGUCGAAGCACUCGACCUCAUGGAGCCACCCAAGAGGCCAGUAGACAAGCCACUACGUCUUCCAAUUCAAGCAGUUUACAAAAUUGGAGGUAUUGGAACUGUCCCAGUUGGAAGAGUUGAGACUGGUCAACUUAAGCCAGGAAUGAUUGUAACCUUUGCACCAAGCCAAAUCACAACUGAGUGCAAGUCAGUUGAAAUGCACCAUGAAUCUGUCGAGGUGGCUAGUCCAGGUGACAAUGUAGGUUUCAACGUCAAGAACGUUAGUACCUCAGACAUCAGGCCAGGACAUGUCGCAUCUGACAGCAAGAAUGACCCUGCAAAGGAAGCAAACAAAUUCGACGCUCAAGUCAUUGUGCUCAACCACCCAGGAACCAUCAAGGAAGGAUACUCACCAGUUGUUGAUUGCCACACUGCACACAUCUCUUGUAAGUUCGAACAGAUCCAGUCGAGGAUGGACAAGCGUACAGGAAAGACAUUGGAGGAGAAUCCAAAGACAAUCAAGAAUGGAGAUGCGGCCAUGGUGACCCUUAAGCCAAACAAGCCCAUGGUCGUCGAAACCUUCACUGAAUACCCUCCUCUUGGUAGGUUCGCCGUCAGAGAUAUGAAACAAACUGUUGCCGUGGGUGUUAUCAAGACUGUAGAUAAGAAGGAACCUGGCUCCUCAGCCAAGGUCACCAAAUCAGCUCAAAAAGCAGCCAAAAAAUGA